Messenger RNA from Sapajus apella (tufted capuchin), 2735 nucleotides. RefSeq names its product ArfGAP with FG repeats 2 (gene AGFG2). The record is from RefSeq and is a predicted model, not a curated record. The transcript is spliced from 13 exons. NCBI's taxonomy places the organism in Eukaryota, Metazoa, Chordata, Mammalia, Primates, Cebidae. The coding region runs from base 165 to 1637 and encodes 490 amino acids. Gene Ontology annotation, molecular function: GTPase activator activity.
CAGGACAGGCAUGGAGUGUCAGGGGCGGCGUAGUCUCCCGCGGACACCGCCCGCUCCCUAGCUUCAGUCAAGGGAGCCUGGCGUGCGGAGGUGGCUGAGGAGGCGGGAAGGCGGCAGUGGUUGAAGGGGGCAAUUGCUAACUAGCGGGGAGGGAGUGGGCAGGGAUGGUGAUGGCGGCGAAGAAGGGCCCGGGCCCGGGCGGCGGGGUCAGCGGGGGCAAGGCGGAGGCGGAGGCGGCCUCGGAGGUGUGGUGCCGUCGGGUGCGGGAGCUGGGCGGCUGCAGUCAGGCCGGGAACCGCCACUGCUUUGAGUGCGCCCAGCGCGGGGUCACCUACGUGGAUAUCACUGUGGGCAGCUUCGUGUGCACCACCUGCUCCGGCCUCCUGAGAGGGCUGAACCCCCCUCAUCGUGUCAAGUCAAUCUCCAUGACAACUUUCACUGAGCCUGAAGUAGUUUUCCUGCAAUCCCGUGGAAAUGAGGUUUGCCGGAAGAUUUGGCUAGGUCUGUUUGAUGCUCGGACAUCUUUAGUACCAGAUUCCAGGGAUCCUCAGAAAGUGAAGGAGUUUCUCCAGGAAAAAUAUGAGAAGAAGAGAUGGUAUGUCCCCCCAGACCAAGUCAAGGGGCCCGCUUAUACCAAAGGCAGUGCUUCCACCCCUGUGCAGGGCUCCAUUCCAGAAGGGAAGCCCCUUCGGGCACUUCUGGGUGAUCCUUCACCGGCUCUCUCAGCUGCUGCCUCCACCUCGAGCCAGUCUGUCACUCAGUCUCAGGCUCGGAUAUCCCAGGCCCGGAGCACUCAGCCACCUCCCCACUCCUCUGUCAAGAAAGCCAGUACUGACCUGCUGGCUGACAUCGGUGGAGACCCCUUUGCUGCUCCCCACACGGCACCAGCUUUUGCUGCAUUCCCUGCCUUUGGGGGCCAGACACCUUCCCACGGGGGCUUUGCCAACUUUGAUGCCUUCAGCAGUGGCCCCAGCUCUUCUGCGUUUGGAAGCCUCCCUCCAGCUGGUCAAGCUCCAUUCCAGGCCCAGCCAACUCCUGCAGCCAGUCGGAUGCUAACUGAAAAUUACAGCUUUGGGAGCAACCAGGGGACUCUGUUCGGUGCCGCUCCCCUGGCACCCGCCAGUCAGCCAAACACCCUCGCAGAUGUGGGCAGCUUCCUGGGGCCUGGAAUGCCAGCUGCAAGUGUUCCUAGCAGCCUCUUCGGGAUGGCUGGCCAGGUCACCCCGCUCCAGUCUGCCACGACAGGCAGCAACGGCAGCACAGGGCUGGCCUUUGGAGCCUUCACCAACCCUUUCGCAGCCCCCACCACGCAGCCCCCGCUGCCUUCCACCAACCCGUUCCAGCCCAACGGCUUGGCACCAGGGCCUAGCUUUGGGAUGAGCAGUGCUGGACCUGGCUUCCCCCAGGCGAUGCCACCCACCGGGGCCUUUGCCAGCUCCUUCCCAGCACCGCUGUUCCCCCCGCAGACCCCGCUGACUCAGCAGCAGAAUGGCUCUUCCUUCGGGGACUUAGGAUCAGCCAAGUUGGGGCAGAGGCCACUGAGCCAGCCAGCUGGGAUGUCCACCAACCCCUUCAUGACUGGACCCUCAUCCAGCCCAUUCGCCUCCAAGCCUCCAACCACCAACCCCUUCUUGUAGCACUGUGUUUUUUUGGGGGUGUCUUCCCUGCCUUCUGGGGUCCCUCUGCUCCCUAGAGCUCUCAUGACCAUUUGCCUGUGGGCGUUUCUGUGGGCCUUGGGGAUAAUGGAGGUGCUAAUGCUUUGCUUGGGGCCUGCAGGUGAAAGGUAGCUGUCCUUAGAUUCCACAAGGCCUCUGCCCCUCCCUUCUCCCACACCUACCCAAGCAGGAAGCCCAGGAGGAGUGGGGGCAGGGUUUGGCCUGGAGGAGUGAUGGGGGGAUUUUUUUCAAAAGAUCAGUUAGAGUAGCCCUCCUUCUCCCCUGCCCUCGAAGCACUGUGCUCCCCUGCUCCCAGCCCCGUGGGCAGAAGACGUUGUGGACACAGACUGGCCAGCCUUCCCCUGUGGGAACAGCUCUCCCCUCGGCCCAGCUGUGCUCCUCCUGGACGGGAGCUCAGUGGGGAGGGUGGGGGAAAGACAGGCACAGUAUUGAUGGGGCAGUGACCAGACAGUCCUGAGACCCAGAAGGCCUGGGUGGCCCAAGUGCUCUUGGUGACCCAGCUUGGCCAGCACACCCUUUCCUCCUGCCCCCACCCCUUACUGAAGGGGUCCUCCAUUGUUUUGCUUCCCCAGCACCCCUCCCUCAUCCUGGGCGCCCGGGUGAGCAGUUUACCUUCGAACUCACCCAGGCCUGGCAGUCCUGUCAAGCACUUUAGUUAGCCGUUGGUGUCAUGUUUGGAUACCAGUGUUUUAUAUUUAUAUAGAGAAGAUUUUCUAAUAUAGCCUAUUAUAUAUAAAUAGAUCUGUCUAUAUGCACAUACAUACAUAUAUAUAUACACCCAGCCGAUCUCCCUCUCCCAGACAGCUCUCGUAUGUGGGGAAUGGGAUGAAUCCCCAUCUGUGCCUCGACCAUCAAAGUCAGAGCUCCAUGGCUGGAGUGGGGCAGCCACCUGUCCUGGCCCCCAUCAGCCCCAGAGCCUGGGUUUUCCAGGGAAAGGCUUUGUGCAAUUGCCUGGUCUUUUAUGUUUUUCUCCACGUGCCUCCUCUGUCCCCAGAUCUCUGCACCAAAGCUCAUUGCAGGUAAUGUUGGAAAAGAACUGCAUUUGAACGAAAGAGAAAA